AUGGCUCGAGACUCUUUUGCUGCAUGUGAUUCAUCUCCCUAUGUGCCUCCCAACGCAUCUUUCGCGCAGAAAGACAAAGGUUCCAGCUCCUCUCAUCAUUCUGGUGGGCCCCCGCCAUCAGUAUUCGAUGAUGAUGCAGAAAGUGGUCACAUAAUGGAUGCGUGGCAGCCAUUCUCAGGUCCAGGUCCCCGCAGCUCAUACGACCGCACAUCCAUUAGCACACCUCCCCAACACUUCAAUUCAGGUUUCUCCUGCAUCGGUGGCGGUCGCGCCCACUAUGACUCACCAUACACGUCAUUCAUCGUUAUUCGGGCACGGAAGCCUCAAUCAUCACAACCCGAUACUCAUCCGCACAUUCACAAGGUUAGAUACUCAAUGGACGAAACUGGAGCAGGACCUUCUUUGCAAGCAAAAUCUCUGAAGCCAUGAAUUGACAUUAUAAUGUGCAUACACGCCUUUUACGCUUUGUUCUUACCUUGUCCUACUUUGCAUUUAUGAUGUACCACCUCGCAGUUCU
Molecule: messenger RNA, 517 nt
Organism: Suillus discolor
Lineage: Eukaryota; Fungi; Basidiomycota; Agaricomycetes; Boletales; Suillaceae
Exons: 2
Coding region: 1-429 (142 amino acids)
Source: RefSeq, a predicted model, not a curated record